AUGGAAUACCGACUGCUGCAAUUCCACUACGAAGGCGCGAACUGCGACUGCUCGAAUGCCCAAGAUAGAAAAUGGCACAUCACGAGCGCGGCCGAAGCUGGUAUUCCGCUUUCCACAGCCCCCAUCCCCAACACGCCCGACGAUUUCCUGGACCUGGGCCCGAGAAGACAUGCGUUCCUCGCGAAGUUGUUAGGUACAGGGGGGCGAUGGGAGGGAUGGAAGCUGCAUGCCGUCAGUCAGAAUGGGUAUCCGGAUGAUCACAUCACGAAUGUCAUCAUCACGCGAGAGAAGGAGCCGGUGCCGGUGUCAGUGGCGGAUGAAGAAUGGGACGUGCUGGCUCGAGGGUCUCCUAGUUGUUUGUGA
Messenger RNA from Letharia columbiana, 363 nucleotides. RefSeq lists its product as uncharacterized. The record is from RefSeq and is a predicted model, not a curated record. The coding region runs from base 1 to 363 and encodes 120 amino acids. Lineage: Eukaryota; Fungi; Ascomycota; Lecanoromycetes; Lecanorales; Parmeliaceae. The transcript is spliced from 3 exons.